Babjeviella inositovora NRRL Y-12698 is the source of this 688-nucleotide messenger RNA. Its product is annotated as mRNA splicing protein. The record is from RefSeq and is a predicted model, not a curated record. The transcript has a single exon. Gene Ontology annotation, cellular component: precatalytic spliceosome; pICln-Sm protein complex; U1 snRNP. NCBI's taxonomy places the organism in Eukaryota, Fungi, Ascomycota, Pichiomycetes, Serinales. The coding region runs from base 74 to 343 and encodes 89 amino acids. Gene Ontology annotation, molecular function: RNA binding. Gene Ontology annotation, biological process: spliceosomal snRNP assembly; RNA processing.
CUCUGAGACGGUCCAGGUGGAGUUAAAGAACGGGACUGUCGUGUCGGGAACCGUUGUAUCGGUUUCACCCACCAUGAACAUCACAUUGAAGUCAGUCAAGAUGACUGUCAAAUACAGAGACCCUGUCGCAUUGGACUUUAUCAAUAUCAGAGGAAACAACAUCAGAAACAUCAUUCUCCCCGACCAGAUCAACCUCGACAGUUUACUUGUGGAUUCAUUGGCCAAACCAAAGGCUGCAAAGAUUAAAAAGCCGGUGAUUACGCAAGGUAGAGGCGGUUUCAGAGGUGGCAGAGGUGGUAGAGGUGGCAGAGGUGGUGGUAGAGGCAGAGGCAGAGCGUUCUAAGGGACGAACCGGAGCUAAAAUAGCUCUAUGUACUAUAAUGUAUUAAUUCCAGAGAUGAUCGCGUGUGUGAUUGGUGUAUAAUGAGGGGAAACUUCAUAGCUACAGUAAACCCCAAAUUUUUUCUUAAUAUCCAUCUUCUGGGACUACACAUUGCAGGUAUAUAAAUACGUUUAGUUUACCCGGUAAGCGUAAUAUAUUGCUCAUGAAGCGCAUAUAGACGAAUUCGACAUCCAAACAAAUCUGUUGGCUCUGGUACGUAUACUACGAUUAAUGAAGGCAUGUACCUCGUUAAUACUACCGUCCAGCCCAUCAGAUGUACACAUAGCCCGACAGAUAUAUACCUCG